Orbilia oligospora ATCC 24927 is the source of this 891-nucleotide messenger RNA. RefSeq lists its product as uncharacterized. Lineage: Eukaryota; Fungi; Ascomycota; Orbiliomycetes; Orbiliales; Orbiliaceae. Gene Ontology annotation, molecular function: ADP-glucose pyrophosphatase activity; ADP-ribose pyrophosphatase activity. Gene Ontology annotation, biological process: ribose phosphate metabolic process; nucleoside phosphate metabolic process. The record is from RefSeq and is a predicted model, not a curated record. Bases 1 to 891 code for a protein of 296 amino acids. The transcript has 2 exons.
AUGUCGUCAACAAUAGCGCUCCCAAGCAUUUACAAUUCCAUAUCUGUGAAAAUCCCACCCCACAUCCCUCUAACCCAAACCGAAUUAGUUGAAUUCCCAGCUUUCAAGUCGUGGAUAUCACGUUUAACAUCAUCUCUACGUUCUGAUAAUAAUCCGGAUGGCUAUACGCUUCGUCAUCUUGAGAUUCUCAGUGUCGUUAGAUUUGGAUCGACUAGAAUCGGGUUUUUGAUGUUGAAUGCUGAGGUUAGGGAUGCCGAUGAUAAAGUUUCAUUGCCUGGUACAGUGUUGUUGAGAGGGCCUAGUGUGGGCAUCCUCGCUCUUCUCCACCCGGAAGGUACACCGAAGAACAAUCUUUAUGUAAUUCUAGUUCUUCAACCACGUCUCGCUGGCGCCACAACCUCAAUGGCCGAAAUUCCUGCUGGGAUGUUAGACGAUCACGGCAGCUUCGCUGGGGCAGCUGCAAAAGAGAUAGAAGAAGAAGUUGGUAUCACGAUAUCCGAGGACAAACUCAUUAAUCUCUCGGAAUUGGCCAUACAAUCCUCCCCACUUUUGGAUAAAGACCAAACCAAAGAAAGCAUCGGACUAGCCAACGCACCCCCAAUUUCUGAAAGUCCGAAUCAAGAAACUCAGAAACAGAACUUAGAUGGACUGUUUAGUUCGGCCGGUUUGCUCGAUGAGGUCAUCACAUAUCAUGCUUUUGUCCACGAAAUCCCUGAAGAUGAGUUGGAGCAAUGGAAGGGACGGUUAACGGGAUUGAGAGAUAAAGGCGAGAGGAUUACGCUCAAACUCGUCAAGUUCGAUGAGUUGUGGAAAGCUACGAGGGACUCAAAGGCUUUGUGCGCAUGGGCUCUUUGGAAGGGUUUAGAAGAAGCUGCAAGACUACCGUAUUAG